Molecule: messenger RNA, 627 nt
Organism: Penicillium daleae
Lineage: Eukaryota; Fungi; Ascomycota; Eurotiomycetes; Eurotiales; Aspergillaceae
Exons: 1
Coding region: 1-627 (208 amino acids)
Source: RefSeq, a predicted model, not a curated record
AUGACCAAACUGUCUAGUCCGACUGAGCAACACGAAGAAAACACAACCGUGAGAGAUGACUUCAAUAUCUCAACAACAAAAUCCUCGGGUUCCUUCGCGCUUGCAGGAACUUUACAAGAAAAUGGUUCCAUUGGAUACGCUUCACAGAAUUUCGACCCGAUCUGGAUGCCUACAUGUAACUCCAGCUACUACUACGGAAAUUACACACUAUCCAUCGCGCAACAACCAGGAGACGAGUGGUGGAGCACGCAAGGCUGGACAGACUUCACACUACCAUCUAUGAACGCGACGUUCAACGAGAAGACCGCCAACUUCACUCUGGAGGGCAAGUUCGCGGCAUACCCGUAUCUGAGAGCGAAUGAUACGGGGUAUAGUGGCACUCCUGAUGGUGGUGAAAUCAGUAUCGGCGAUUGGGUCCAGGGUACUAUUCGGUUUACCUUUAGGGGAAACUUGGAUACUUAUCAUUCAGAUGUGCUGGAUAUGAACACGACCACACCGACGUGGCUUCGAACGGUUGGAUUUGGGAACAAUUCGAUGAACGUCGGGUAUACCUCCGGGGGUCAGGGUCGGCCUGGAGUAGGAGCUGGUGUUAUUGUGCUUUUUGCUCUCUUUGUGGCAUUUAUUUGA